Molecule: messenger RNA, 3748 nt
Organism: Dichomitus squalens LYAD-421 SS1
Lineage: Eukaryota; Fungi; Basidiomycota; Agaricomycetes; Polyporales; Polyporaceae
Product: oxalate decarboxylase
Exons: 26
Coding region: 2241-3722 (493 amino acids)
Biological process (GO): oxalate metabolic process
Source: RefSeq, a predicted model, not a curated record
GUCGCUGGUCAGAGGCGUCAUCCGUGUCUUUUCCGUAUUCUACUCUCUGCUCACGUCCUCGUCCUCGUUUGUUCUGUUAAGUAUCACCUAGCGAUUCUUUUGCGACCGCUAUUUUCCCCUGUUUUCUUCUCUGGAGCGGAAUGCGUUUGGACGCUGCCUGUGCCACGCAUGUAGAUGACCUAUCCUACCGGGACUCUCAAGCGUUGCAUUGCAGGUUGUUAUCCAUCCUUAGGGUGGUAUUCGUCUCCUCGCGCGCAAAGCCUACUACGAAACCCGUAGAUGACGUAGAUGAACAGUCAGUUCUCUAUCCACAUGCGUCGCUGCAAUUGUCUUGUAUCUUCUGCGGCGCAUCCAAGGAAAACGGUUUCAAUAUCGUUUGGGAGAAUGAUACCUAUACAGUAUUCACAGAUAUUAAUCCUUCUGCCGAGCAUCAUCUGCAAGUGAUUCCGAAACGACAUAUAGAGAGCGUGAAGGUAUUACACCCAUCCGAUGCUGUAAUGGUAAGAGAAAUGAUGGAUAUCGGCCACAAAAUCUUGGACGGCUUGGACACCCCUCCUCACCUCAGACGCCUGGGCUUUCAUAUCCCUCCGUACAUCUCGGUGCCCCAUCUACACAUGCAUGUGCAAGCACUGCCAUAUCGCUCGUGUCUACGACGGCUAAAGUACCCUGUCGCUCCGGGCCGGAAAGGCUACGAGAAAGGGUUUAGUUGGUUUGCUGACGCCGAACAGACCGCACACCUUCUGGAGAAAGGAGUUCAGGUCCGCAUCUUCCCCUGCUGAACAGGCACCUCUGGCUUUUCGUCUCGAGUACAUUCAUAUCCUAAUACACGACCUAUUUGCGACAUCCUCUGCAAUCGCCUGACCAUGACUUGCCCACAGUCAGCCUGUACCCGUGGAUCCUCUUCUCAUGCAACUUCAACUCGCAUCAUGUGGGCCGGCGAGAUCGUUUCUCCUCUCCAAUGGCCCUUCCGAUGGCUCUCCCGGUGGAUCGCCGCCAUCCUCCUGGUGACAUUCCACCACCCACCGGCGGCCCAAAAGCUUCCUGCGCAAGCCCGCCGUCUGUCCAUCGAGCUCAAGUCCUAGGAUAGGCGUCAUCACUUAUUUGGGGAUCUACAUUGCCCUGAGAGGGCUAUUAUUACCAUGGCCGUGCCAUGGGUGGGAGUUUCUGGUCCUCUAUUUUUGUGUGUCGUGCGUCCUCGGAGGGUCGACCCCAUGGGAAGCCGUCAGAAGGCACGCCUCAUUAAUGGUUCGUUUCAAACAUUGCGUCCUAAAUAGGCGUGCACGACUCAGCGAUCCUAUUGACAGGGUCAUUGCCUCUUCCAGCUAAUACACAUCGUCGACGUCCUCCGAGGACUUCUCGUUGCCGAUUGCGAGGGAAUACGGACGUGAACGUAACAGGCUACGGCGUCCGUCACUGUUACCCAGCCCUCGGUACCGUUGUGUUUCCAUGGACUGUCACACGAGGGCAACAUGUCACUUCGAGCACCCCGUUCCUGAACCUUCGGUGCGCUAUGUAUCGAUUGGGGCAGACCCCGAGUCGUUUCCCGGCCGCGCGGACGCACGCUCAAGUGAUUAUUUAUGUCCAGAUAUGGCUGAGACGGAACGAUAACGAAGCUACAAGAUCACACCGUCGCAAGGUAUGUCGACCUAGAGCCACCGAAGGAUAAUUUGCCGCUGGUUCGAGGCAUAAGGCGGCCCGCUCGUCCUUCGCCAGCCCGUCAGUCUAAAACGUGCGAUCGCAGCCGGGGCGACCACAAUGAUUGGCCUGGACUAGGACGAUAGCUCCCGGAGGAUCCCUCAGACUCAUCUGUAGUUUCCCGCUUUACGAGUGCUCAUUCCACGUCCACGCAAUCACGCGGGCUUUGGUCAGCAGCAUGCUUCGCAAAGGUCGACUCCACGUCAACCUCACACCCUAUCAGGGCUUGGCGAUUUGUUUCAAAUGCGGCAUCUCGAGAUCCGUGCCCGAUGGCCCUUCGACAACCCACGAAGUUCAGCCCCGAAGUGGCUAACUGAUCGUAGUAAACUCGGGCACGACACCCUGGCACCUCAAGGAAGCUCACCGUAUGUGCACCGGCGGUGUAAUCCCCAGGCUAUGGCCUAAGGUGACCUGUGGCGUACACAGGUGUGCCGCCAUCAAUUCCUGCGUAGAUGCUUAGGUGAUUUUCGCCGACGGAGAAGGUAUAAAUGCCUCAGCUCAAAUGCGCAUUUCCUCACCGCCAGGGUUCACCAGCAUUCUCCGCAAUGGUCCGCUCACUCCUCUCUCUCGUCGCUCUAUCUCUGCAGCUUGGGUCCGCCCUAGCUGCACCUGCGGCCAGCGCGGCCUCUGCCGCUGACGCUUCGGCCGCAGCGAGCGUGUCCCUCGCGACAGCCGCAUCUGCGGUAUCUUCCGUAGCUACUGCAUCCCUUGCGACGAACGCGUCCCCCGCGGCCAGCGCAGCCCCCGACGCUAGCGGCUCUGUGUCUGCGGCUGCACGAGGCACCCCUUCGGGGACCCAGAUUUCUCCGCCGGAUGCCACUGUACCACCCGCGAGCGAUGACCCCAACAACGUGAUCUUCCAGCCUAACGCCCCCGACGUCAACCCCCAGCCAAUUCGUGGGCAGCUCGGCGCCCCCACGAUCACCAACGAGAACAUUCCUGUCGACGUGCAGAACCCAGAUCUGCUCGCACCGCCGUCGACGGACCAUGGGGAAUUCCAGAACGCAAAGUGGCCGUUCAGUCUCAGCCAUAACCGUCUACAGACAGGAGGCUGGGCCCGUGAGCAGAACGUCGGUGUCAUGCCCAUCUCAACCUCUAUGGCCGGUGUGAAUAUGCGUCUGGAAGCUGGGGCAGUUCGGGAGCUGCAUUGGCACAAGACUUCUGAGUGGGCAUAUAUCUUGAACGGUUCCGUCCAAGUGACUGCUAUCAAUGCGGAUGGCCAGAACUUCAUCGGGCACGUGAACCCAGGGGACCUUUGGUUCUUCCCUGCUGGUAUGCCUCACAGUCUUCAAGCGACCAACGAGAAUCCGGAUGGUGCCGAAUUCGUGCUCGUCUUCCCCGACGGCUCCUUCAGCGAAGACUCGACGUUCCUGCUGACUGAUUGGUUGUCGCACAUUCCCAAGGAAGUCAUCGCCAAAAACUUCCAGACCAGCAUCUCCGCCUUCAACAACCUUCCCAGCCAGGAACUAUACAUUUUCCCGAGCACUCCCCCUCCGGUCAACCAGCAACCUCCUAGCGACCCUCAAGGUACCAUUCCACAACCCUGGACGUUUGCCCUGUCGCAGGUCAAGGCUACUCAGGUCCAAGGAGGCACUAUCAAGAUUGUCGACCAGACCACUUUCCCGGCUUCGACCCAGAUCUCUGCAAUCGAGGUGACGGUCGAGCCUGGUGCUAUGAGGGAAAUUCAUUGGCAUCCCACUCAAGAUGAAUGGACCUUCUAUAUUAGCGGACAAGGUCGCGUCACGAUCUUCGCCGGAACGUCGACAUCUAGGACGUUCGACUAUCAGGCCGGUGAUGUCGGUUUCGUCCCCGCUUCGAUGGGUCAUUUCGUUGAGAACACCGGUAACGACACGCUCCACUUCUUGGAGCUCUUCCCCUCCGGCAUUGUCCAGGACGUUAGUUUAAGACAGUGGUUGGCUUUGACGCCGCCAGAGCUGGUUCAGGUCCACCUGGGUAUCGAUCAGGACACCCUCAACCAGCUCACCAGCUUCAAGACAAAGGAGUUCGUUGUAGGCCCGUCCCAGUAAUCUCUUAUUCGUCAUAUCAAUCCGGC